AUGCCGAGCUUGGUCCUAACUCCUGACUGGUCCUCCAAGUUGAGGAGUUUCGACUAUGAACUGCUAGCUGCUGCUAGCAUCGGUCAGACUGAGGGGAUCUUUCGCAUUAAUCCGAAGAAUGACCAAGAGGAACACGCGAGGGACCAGCUGAACAAAGGAGUUGUACCUGAGGACAUUGGUGUUCACUGCUUGGCCAGCCUGAUUAAGGCAUGGUUCAGGGAACUUCCAGAAGGAGUCAUCAAUGGCCUCUCCCCUGAGCAAGUGCUUCAAUGCAAUUCUGAAGGGGAGUUCCUUGAGCUUGUGACGAUGGCCUCUCCACAUUCUGAAUUGUAA
Molecule: messenger RNA, 333 nt
Organism: Miscanthus lutarioriparius
Lineage: Eukaryota; Viridiplantae; Streptophyta; Magnoliopsida; Poales; Poaceae
Source: the annotation of a GenBank genome assembly